Chroicocephalus ridibundus (black-headed gull) is the source of this 1031-nucleotide messenger RNA. It is a transcript of the gene SPACA1, whose product is annotated as sperm acrosome associated 1. The transcript has 8 exons. Gene Ontology annotation, biological process: acrosome assembly. Gene Ontology annotation, cellular component: acrosomal membrane. The record is from RefSeq and is a predicted model, not a curated record. Bases 94 to 954 code for a protein of 286 amino acids. NCBI's taxonomy places the organism in Eukaryota, Metazoa, Chordata, Aves, Charadriiformes, Laridae.
GCCGGGGCCGGGCCGGGAGCUCUGCCGGGCCCGUUGUGACGCUCCCGGGGGAAUGUGUUGCCGGGCGGCGAGGCGGGCUCGGAGCGCGGCGGCAUGGCGGGGGGCCUGCGCCUGCUCCUGCCUCUGCUCCUGGCCUCGCUGGCGGCGGGCGCCGCGAUCGGCGGCAGCGCGGAGGCCCCGAGCGGGCGCGCCGAGCCGGGUCCGAGUGCCAGUGUGUCCCCGCAAAUAGAAUUUGGAGAAUGCACAGUUACAUGUGGGAUUGGCAUUCGAGAAGUUCUGUUAACCAGUGGAUGCCCUGGGACUGAAACAAAAUGUAUUGUUGGUGUGGAGGAAUGCCGGACGUCAGUAGACUGUGGAUGGGGAAUACCAAUUUCUGAUGGCCUUGCCUGCGUGAAGAUUGCUUGUAUUUUUAUGCCUCCUGAAUAUCGAUUUAAAUAUGUUUGGAAGAUGUUAAUUCCAAACAAGACAGCGCAUAUUCUUCCCAGCGAUUCAUCUAUUAUGAAAGUUUGCAGAGAUACCCAUUCGGGUACUUUCCAGUGUGAAACGCAAGAAAAAGGAACUACAGUUGCAUCUAUAAAAUACACAGUCUACGCAAAAACUGAGGAAGCUUCCUUUUUGAGACCUGAAUUAGCAGAGCACAUAAUCUGUUUUAGGCUUAAGCAUGCAAAUGGUCCCAUUGACUUGAGUUCGAGAAUAGAAACAGAGCAAUCAAGGAGAACAACAACAAAGCCAGAGCAAUCAAGAACAACGACAAAGCUAGAGCAAUCAAUGAGAACAACGACCAAUGCCAUUCUGGUCUUUAGCCUGGUGACUGGAAUCAUAGUGACUGUUGGUGUGAUCAUUCCCAUGAUCUUUAUGAUUUGUUACUGGGGUGCCGUAAAAUCUUUUUGGAAAUCAAAAUUUGUGCAAGACAACCAAAAGAAGGAGCUGGAUGACAAAAGAUCACUGGAAUAAAUAGGCCCCCUCAGGGUCCUCAUCGGCCUUUCAAGGCAUUGGAGUGUCCACCUGCAGCUGCAGUGCUCUCACCAUUU